CCUGACGACAAGAGAACAUGUCUUUCCUGUAUGGUCUAGACCUCUUGUUGGACCCUUACAGGGAAUUUUCUGAGCUUUUUGAAAUAAUUCAACGGGAAUUCAUAAAGAUGGAUGUCGGCCCCAAGUCCAAUAUGGAAAGAUUGGCUUGUCCCGGUUUACGUGCAGUGCCUACACCGUUCAUCCGUCUUUGUAUAAAACAUGCCAUUCCAACAAUCCCUAGGUGUCAUUUUCGGUUGCGCGGUCUUCGCCGCCGCAUUUCCGGCAGGCGGUAACAGGUCGACUGCUCAGUGCAGAGAUAUCCAAAUUCCUGUCACCGUCGAGGUGCCGCGUUUCCUCAUCAGCACCAGGAUCCAGGAUGACUGGGACGCUGUGGCCCUGAGCUUCAACCUCACGCAGCGAAACAGCCCAUCUGCCGUCACCGGCACCACGGGCCCCGUGAAGAGCACAUAUGACGUGGGGGCUACAUUUUGUGGAAACGGCUCGACAACGCUUAUACUCACACAUGGAAUUCUGGAAUCCAAAGCGUACUGGCAGCCUGACUUCCCAGAUGCCGAGCAGUAUGACUUCAUCAGUGCCGCCGUCGAUGCGGGCUACUCGGUUCUAAGCUACGACCGCAUCGGGGUAGGCUCGUCAUCAAAGAUCGAUUCUCUGAUGGACGCCCAAUUCCAGGUCCACGUAGCAGUGCUGGACGCGCUGAUCGAGCGCGAGCGCAGCCAAAGACCCGAAAACAAGAUCGCACUGGUUGGCCACAGCUACGGCGCGUACCUCUCCGCGGCGGCCGCUGCGCUGUCCGAUCAGAUCGACGGCGUGGUGCUGAUGGGCUUCGGCGGUAGCUUCAAUUACUUUGGGCCAUUCGUCGCAGGCUCGGGUCUGCGCGUCGCAAAGUUCCGCGACGAAGAGCGGUGGGGUUCGCUGGACGCCGGGUGGCUGACCACGGUGGACAAGUAUGCCGACACGUACAUCUACUUUGGCAUGCCUGGUGAUUUUGAGCACCGCGCGGCCGAGUGGACUCACACGCGGGCAAGCGAGCCCUUUGCGAUCGGGGAGCUUCCCUCGCUGACUUCGACUCCUAUCGUAUUUGGCGAUAUCAAAACGCCUGUGCUGCUGCUGCAGGGACGAUACGACCUCUCGGCUUGCGGUGGGGACUGUGUUGGGGAGCUUGAGGCCUGGACGGAAAACCUGACUGGGUCGCCGGCUGUGGAAGUGGUUGAAGACCUACCGGCUGGGCAUAACAUCAAUCUCCACCUCGUUGCGCCUAAGGCGUUCGGUAUAAUGUUCGACUUCCUGAAACGAAAUGGGCUAUGAGGAAGUAGGGGUGUUGAACAGUCAAUAGUGGUGUAGUAGGGGUUCUGUCUGAUCAAUGUGCAAGCAAUACCUCUUAGGAAAAUGGCGAAUGGAACACAUUGGGGUUCUCCUCCGCAUAUAGGAAUUGCCGUUGCAGGAAGGUGAGUGAAUAGCGGCCAAAGCUGACACGCUUCCCAAAGCCAGUGGAAACUUCAGCCCGAGUUGGACAAAAGAAUAAAUAUACUUAGAUUGGGUUGGGCAAAAGAUCAAAAACAUACAACACCGAGGAUUCCCCAGUGGUCACCCACCUGAGUACUAGUUCGGCCCUCACUGGUUUGACUAGGGGAG
Messenger RNA from Pyricularia grisea, 1632 nucleotides. RefSeq lists its product as uncharacterized. Lineage: Eukaryota; Fungi; Ascomycota; Sordariomycetes; Magnaporthales; Pyriculariaceae. The transcript has 4 exons. Bases 199 to 1305 code for a protein of 368 amino acids. The record is from RefSeq and is a predicted model, not a curated record.